Messenger RNA from Schistosoma mattheei, 2373 nucleotides. NCBI's taxonomy places the organism in Eukaryota, Metazoa, Platyhelminthes, Trematoda, Strigeidida, Schistosomatidae. The record is from the annotation of a GenBank genome assembly.
AUGGGUAUCAAGGGUCUUCUUCCAUUCUUAAAAAAUGCAUCAGUUCCUAUUAAUCUAGCCGACUUUAGUGGUUAUGUUGCUGCUGUGGAUGUUUACUGUUGGAUCCAUCGAUCUUCAUAUGCAUGCGCUUCCGAUCUAGCACUUGGGAUUCCAACUGACCAAUACGUCCGGUAUGUUGUUAAGUACAUCAACCUCAUGAAGUCAUGCAAUGUUAAACCAAUCCUUGUAUUUGACGGCUCAGAUUUGCCAUCCAAGGCCGAAACGGAUUCAAAACGUCGAGAGACCAAAGAGUUAAAUCGAAAAAAAGCUGCAGAAUAUCUUAUGAAGGGAGAUAAGGCAGCUGCGCAAGAGUGCUUUGAAAGGUCGGUGUUCGUCACUUCCGAAAUGGCAUACGAGGUUCUUCGAGCUGCUCGUAACAUGGGUGUUGAUUGUGUUAUCGCACCAUAUGAAGCAGAUGCUCAACUAGCGUAUCUUAAUCGGACGGGUUAUGCCGACUUUGUCAUCACUGAAGAUUCUGAUUUAUUAUUAUUUGGAUGUAGACAGGUUGUAUUCAAACUUGAUUUAUCGGGAUCAGGGGUUCUUGUAGCAGCCGCAUCUGGUUUAUGUGAAUGCUGUGGAAUUCCUGCUAGUCAAUUCACCGAAUCAAAAUUUAGGUUUAUGGGCAUUAUGGCUGGCUGUGACUAUUUUAGUGGAAUUCCUGGCAUAGGAUUAAACACUGCUGCUAAAAUAUUACGUCAGACCCGCAUAACAAAUUUCAGAGAACUGUUGUCGAAAUUGGGGUUUUAUACCAAACUUAGUAAUAAUGCUCUUGCGAAGGAUGAUACAGAAGUUGUGAAUACUAAAAAUACUCGUGACAAACGACAGAACGUAAAAACAGCUAAUUACAACAAAAGUUCCCAAAUAAGUGAAUCACUCCUUAAUGCUGCUGUACGUGCAGAGCGAACGUUUCGACUUCAAGUCAUCUUUGAUAUCGCAUCUAGAUGUCAGAAGCGGUUCAGUGAACCUACUCCUGAGGAUAUAGAUGAGGAAUUACAUAAUUUAGAUGAGUUGAAAGGAUCAAAUGAGGACGAAGUUGACCUCUUUAGUUAUGCAGGACGGGUUUUAAAAGACAAUCAGAAAGCGUUCAAUCGAGCUCUUGGAAAUAUCAGCUAUUCUGAUGAUACCAUUAUAGAUAAUUACUACCCUUGUACAUCAAAAAAUAAUUCAAUGCAAGUAAAUGGAGCCAUCAUCGGACAUUCAACUAUUCAAACAAAAGUACAAUCAUCAGGAUUACGACCUAAUCCCGAUCGUUUGAAAAUAAGCAUAUGGGAUAAAAGUUAUCCUAUUCAGAAAUUUUGGCUUCGUCGUUCUCAGAAUGGUUGCAUUGAACCGGUUUCAGAAUUCUCGUCAAUUGAUUCAGACUUUUCUUCUACAGGGAAAGAAAAUAAAGACCCGGUUGAGAAAUCACCUAUAAAGAAAUUGGAAUUGAAGAAGACACAGUCAACUUGUGGACGUCGAAUACUGGUUCCUGCAGCUAUUCAACAAAGUCUUAAAAACCUAAGAAACAGUAUGUCUGUUCCACAAAUCGAACAUCAGGAUUCUCCUAAGCGCCCAUGUCUUGGACUCAAUAACUCUACAGUAGAUGACACUUCCGAUGUUUUGCAAGUUUACGGUCAAUCGGAAGAAUUUCCAGUUACACCUAAACUUAGAGACCGAAAUCAUCUUUCAUCUUCCAUUGUUUCUGCUUCUGGUUACUUUGCAAUUCAAGAGAAAAGUGAUGUUCCAAAAGCUAUAGACGAUGCCAUCAAUAAUUCGCUGAAUGAUGAUAAUGAUGAUCUUGGUCGUUCUCAAACUUCUCGUAGCCCAGUAUUUUACAAGGCUAAUUCAAAUCCGUUUCGAAUAGCCUCCGAAUCAUAUUUAUGCAAAUCAAAAGAGAAAGUUGAUAAUAAUUUCGAUAUUUCUGUAAUGUUAAAUGAUGAACGUAAAGACUGUUCUUCCAUUGUUUUCAGCAGUAAUAUGCAGUCUGGCUGUCGACUCUCAUUAGAUUUCAAAUAUUCUCAAUACAAGAAACCCUGUCAACUGUGGGGAAAUUCUUCAUCGAUUGAGUCAAAUAAUAAACAGUCCAAUUCUUCAGAUUCUCUGACACCUGACCUUAACAAUAACCGAAGUUCGAGUGUACAAAAUCCUCAUAAUUCCGAUGUUGCACUACCGAACGCAAGCAUUUUAGAUUUAAAACACAAUAGCAUCUCAAAACUAUCAAAUAACAAUCUUAACAGUAAGCAACACUCUUCACAUUCAAAGAUAUCUGGCAAAAAUCGUUUACCAUCUUUACAAUCUUCAACUUUGGAUUCUUUUUUCAGAAAUGGAAAUUCAAAUAAACCUACCAAUCUUUAA